Molecule: messenger RNA, 3112 nt
Organism: Pan troglodytes (chimpanzee)
Lineage: Eukaryota; Metazoa; Chordata; Mammalia; Primates; Hominidae
Gene: TRPC7
Product: transient receptor potential cation channel subfamily C member 7
Exons: 10
Coding region: 26-2422 (798 amino acids)
Biological process (GO): regulation of cytosolic calcium ion concentration; single fertilization; calcium ion transmembrane transport
Cellular component (GO): plasma membrane; cation channel complex
Molecular function (GO): inositol 1,4,5 trisphosphate binding; protein binding; store-operated calcium channel activity
Source: RefSeq, a predicted model, not a curated record
GUUGAGGAACAGCACCUUCAAAAACAUGCAGCGCCGGCACACAACGCUGAGGGAGAAGGGCCGUCGCCAGGCCAUCCGAGGUCCCGCCUACAUGUUCAACGAGAAGGGCACCAGUCUGACGCCCGAGGAGGAGCGCUUCCUGGACUCGGCUGAGUAUGGCAACAUCCCGGUGGUCCGGAAAAUGCUGGAGGAGUCCAAGACCCUUAACUUCAACUGUGUGGACUACAUGGGGCAGAACGCUCUGCAGCUGGCCGUGGGCAACGAGCACCUAGAGGUCACGGAGCUGCUGCUGAAGAAGGAGAACCUGGCACGGGUGGGGGACGCGCUGCUGCUGGCCAUCAGCAAGGGCUAUGUGCGCAUCGUGGAGGCCAUCCUCAACCACCCGGCCUUCGCGCAGGGCCAGCGCCUGACGCUCAGCCCGCUGGAACAGGAGCUGCGCGACGACGACUUCUAUGCCUACGACGAGGACGGCACGCGCUUCUCCCACGACAUCACGCCCAUCAUCCUGGCGGCGCACUGCCAAGAGUAUGAGAUCGUGCACAUCCUGCUGCUCAAGGGCGCCCGCAUCGAGCGGCCCCACGACUACUUCUGCAAGUGCAAUGAGUGCACCGAGAAACAGCGGAAAGACUCCUUCAGCCACUCGCGCUCGCGCAUGAACGCCUACAAAGGACUGGCGAGUGCUGCCUACUUGUCCCUGUCCAGCGAAGACCCUGUCCUCACCGCCCUGGAGCUCAGCAACGAGUUAGCCAGACUAGCCAACAUUGAGACUGAAUUUAAGAACGAUUACAGGAAGUUAUCUAUGCAAUGCAAGGAUUUUGUAGUGGGCGUGCUGGACCUGUGCCGAGACACAGAAGAGGUGGAAGCAAUUUUAAACGGUGAUGUGAACUUCCAAGUCUGGUCCGACCACCACCGUCCAAGUCUGAGCCGGAUCAAACUCGCCAUUAAAUAUGAAGUCAAGAAGCUAGGACGAACCCUGAGGAGCCCUUUCAUGAAGUUUGUAGCUCAUGCAGUUUCUUUUACAAUCUUCUUGGGAUUAUUAGUUGUGAAUGCAUCUGACCGAUUUGAAGGUGUUAAAACCCUGCCCAACGAAACCUUCACGGACUACCCAAAACAAAUCUUCAGAGUGAAAACCACACAGUUCUCCUGGACAGAAAUGCUCAUUAUGAAGUGGGUCUUAGGAAUGAUUUGGUCCGAAUGCAAGGAAAUCUGGGAGGAGGGGCCACGGGAGUACGUGCUGCACUUGUGGAACCUGCUAGAUUUCGGGAUGCUGUCCAUCUUCGUGGCCUCCUUCACAGCACGCUUCAUGGCCUUCCUGAAGGCCACGGAGGCACAGCUGUACGUGGACCAGCACGUGCAGGACGACACGCUGCAGAAUGUCUCGCUUCCGCCGGAAGUGGCAUACUUCACCUACGCCAGGGACAAGUGGUGGCCUUCAGACCCUCAGAUCAUAUCGGAAGGGCUCUACGCGAUAGCCGUCGUGCUGAGCUUCUCUCGCAUUGCAUACAUCCUGCCAGCCAACGAGAGUUUUGGGCCCCUGCAGAUCUCGCUAGGGAGAACUGUGAAAGAUAUCUUCAAGUUCAUGGUCAUUUUCAUCAUGGUAUUUGUGGCCUUCAUGAUUGGGAUGUUCAACCUGUACUCUUACUACCGAGGUGCCAAAUACAACCCAGCGUUUACAACGGUUGAAGAAAGUUUUAAAACUUUGUUUUGGUCCAUAUUCGGCUUAUCUGAAGUAAUCUCAGUGGUGCUGAAAUACGACCACAAAUUCAUCGAGAACAUUGGCUACGUUCUCUAUGGCGUUUAUAAUGUCACCAUGGUGGUAGUGUUGCUCAACAUGCUAAUAGCCAUGAUCAACAACUCCUAUCAGGAAAUUGAGGAGGAUGCAGAUGUGGAAUGGAAGUUCGCCCGAGCAAAACUCUGGCUGUCUUACUUUGAUGAAGGAAGAACGCUACCUGCUCCUUUUAAUCUAGUGCCAAGUCCUAAAUCAUUUUAUUAUCUCAUAAUGAGAAUCAAGAUGUGCCUCAUAAAACUCUGCAAAUCUAAGGCCAAAAGCUGUGAAAAUGACCUUGAAAUGGGCAUGCUGAAUUCCAAAUUCAAGAAGACUCGCUACCAGGCUGGCAUGAGGAAUUCUGAAAAUCUGACAGCAAAUAACACUUUGAGCAAGCCCACCAGAUACCAGAAAAUCAUGAAACGGCUCAUAAAAAGAUACGUCCUGAAAGCCCAGGUGGACAGAGAAAAUGACGAAGUCAAUGAAGGCGAGCUGAAGGAAAUCAAGCAAGAUAUCUCCAGCCUGCGCUAUGAGCUUCUUGAGGAAAAAUCUCAAGCUACUGGUGAGCUGGCAGACCUGAUUCAACAACUCAGCGAGAAGUUUGGAAAGAACUUAAACAAAGACCACCUGAGGGUGAACAAGGGCAAAGACAUUUAGCAGCCCACAUCGGCGUCUGUGACUUCUACCAGCAUUCCAAGGCCAGGUUGGAUGCCCUCGCCCCCAUCCUUGGUGGGGAGGGGUCCCCAGCCCACUCCUCUAGGACACGAAGGGGAUCUCCUGGCUCAGUCUCUUGCAGCAUGACUGACAUCUCCAGCCCGCUGGCCUGCCUAGACCCAGAACUGCUGUGAAUCUAGGUGGUUGGGUAAGAAAAGCUACCAUGGGAGGAGGGGAGGAACAGCCCCCUGACGAGUGUGAGACCUUUGGUCCAGCCACAGUGAAACCCAUCCCUGUGGCCAGAGCAGGAAAAGGCCAUCUUGGGUGCACACCUGUGCCCUCCCACUGCAGGUGGGACUGCAGCUCUGGCUGUGUCCUGGGAAGACAAACACCUCAACCCACAAACUCCUUCUCACUCCCUCCCUGCCACCCCCAACACAUCCAAACAGAACCAGGAGGUGACCUGUGAUCUAUUCUUAAGUGCCAGAUGAGAACACAGCCUAAUAGCAAAAUAGUUCUAUUUGUUUAUAUAAAAAAAAAGUUUAAAAAUCCUAAAUUGAAAACUGUACUGUAGGUAGCACUGUUUAGAAAACAACAACAAAAUCCAAAUGAUGUAUUUUUACCUUUAUUAAGAUUAUCUUGUAUUUACUAUUUUUACCUAAAAUGGAAAGAAAUAAAAUUACCUCAUAAUAA